Molecule: messenger RNA, 1929 nt
Organism: Amaranthus tricolor (Joseph's coat)
Lineage: Eukaryota; Viridiplantae; Streptophyta; Magnoliopsida; Caryophyllales; Amaranthaceae
Exons: 15
Coding region: 272-1606 (444 amino acids)
Cellular component (GO): mitochondrion
Molecular function (GO): protein-arginine omega-N symmetric methyltransferase activity
Source: RefSeq, a predicted model, not a curated record
CUGAUUUUAACCCUAAUUUUUACCUCACUUCACAAACAUAAACCCUAGCUCCCCAAUUCGCUUUACCUCAGCACGGAUUGGACUGCCACCACCCUAGUAAGCUACAGUCAGGCUCACUGGUCGCUACUCACCAACGCCGGUCUUCCCUUACAGUCGCCUGUCUCACUGUCUGGACUCAGCUUUUGUGUGUAUGGGUGGGUGGAUGUGUGGACUGUGGAUUGUGCACUGUACAGAGAUGUGAAAUUCAUUUCCUCCACUUUUGCAAUCGUGGAUGCCUAUGGCUACGCGUUCCUUUCUUGCAACAAUCUCUCCUAUUAUUCCAUCUUCCAAACUCAUAGUGGCGUCUUAUGCCUUCUUCUCCACUUUUGUUGAUUCACAUCACCCCUUGCUGGUGCGUGAUUUCAUACAUGCUGCUCUAUAUGACCCUUCUCAUGGUUACUUCUCUAAGAGAACCAGAUCAGUUCCAGUUGGAGUCUUGGAAUCUUGUAUCAACUUCAAUAAGCUUCAAGGCAGGAAAGCUUAUUUGCGACAUCUAAAUAACAUAUACAAGCAAAGUGAAAUCUCAUGGUUUACUCCCGUGGAGCUCUUUAAGCCAUGGUAUGCACAUGGGAUUGCCGAAGCCAUUUUGCGUACUGCUAAUCUAUCCGUUCCUCUAAAAAUUUAUGAAAUAGGUGGUGGAUCGGGAACAUGUGCUAAGGGUAUUAUGGAUUAUGUGAUGUUGAAUGCACCACCACGUGUUUACAAAAACAUGACAUACACAUCAGUGGAGAUUAGUCCCUUUCUAGCUGAAAAGCAAAUAGAAACCGUUGGCCAAGUUAAUAGCCACAAAUCCAGAUUUAUGGUUGAAUGUCGUGAUGCUUCAGAUCGAAAUGGAUGGGGUGAUGUGCAACAAGAGCCAUGUUGGGUUAUAAUGCUAGAGGUGCUUGAUAAUCUUCCUCAUGAUCUUAUUUACUCAAAAAAUCAAACAUCACCUUGGGAAGAAGUAUGGGUUGAGAAGCAAAUUGAGUGGGAAACUCUUUCAGAGUCAUACAGACGAUUACAAGAUCGACUCAUUAUGUUUUGCAUUGAAAUAUUGGGUGAGGAGAUUGAUGGCCCAACAAGAGGUGUGACAACAGCUUUCAAAAGUAUUUUUGCCAAUGUUUUUCCAAAAUCUCGACGAUGCUGGCUACCAACUGGUUGUCUGAAAUUAAUGGAGGCUUUACAUAGUGCCCGACCAAAGAUGUCGUUGAUUGCUUCAGAUUUUAGUUACCUACCUGACGUGAGAAUACCUGGUUUAAGGGCUCCGCUUGUGUCAGCAAAGAUUGAUGGCUGUAAUGUGGAUUAUGAUAGCUACCUCGAUGCCAAGGGUGAUGCCGAUAUCUUUUUUCCAACGGACUUUUGGCUUUUGGAACGCAUUGAUCAUUAUUGCUCCGGAUGGCCAUGCCACAAAAAUCCUCCCAAGGAUAGAAAAAAGAGACGAACUAUUAUUCUUGAUACCUCUGCUUUCAUGGAUGAAUUCGGGCUACCCUCGAAAACAAGAACCAAAGACGGUUACAACCCGUUGCUGGAUGACUUCAAGAAUACUAAGUUUUAUCUGAGUGUGCCAACUUAUAAUACAACGGCUUAAGACUGCUGCUGGCUGCUGCCUCUCUUGGAAAUUGUUUGUUCUUGGUGUAGAGAGCCGCAUCCCACAGGCCACAAUGUGCAUGGAUAUGAGCUUUGAUCCUUGAUUUUGGAUUGUUGGUAUCUUUUAUUAGAAUAAUUUUUAAAUUAUUAUUUUCGAUCGAGUCAAAAAAUUUAUUGUUUUUUAGUUCUAGAUUAUAGUAGAAUUUAGUAAAAUCGUACGUUAAAUCAUGUUUUUAUUUAUGUGAAAUUGCGGUUGAUGUAUGUUAUUAAGCGCAAAUAAGAAACAAUCUCUUUAAUUCUUUAUGGAGAAGAUUGUAAUACUAA